UCUCAUGUAUUGCAUGUCUCUGUGGAGUGUUCUUCUUGCAUCUGAUACAAUGUGGACUAGGUGCAUUGUCAAAGGGUUACCCAGGGUGGGCCGGGCACAGUCCAGUGUUGCCCAUCUCAGGGGUAUACUGAACGGAGAGCUUGAAAGCAUUAAGGAGGCAGGGACAUGGAAGAAGGAGAGGAUAAUUACCUCCAAACAAGGAGCACACAUUACAGUGGAAGGCACAAACACAGGCAUUUUAAAUUUUUGUGCCAAUAAUUACCUUGGCCUUUCCAGUCACCCUGAAGUUAUUCGUGCGGGACAUGAAGCCCUGGAAGAAUUUGGAGCUGGGUUGAGCUCUGUGAGGUUCAUAUGUGGAACACAGACUAUACACAAGAGACUUGAGGAGAAGAUUGCACAGUUCCAUAAAAGAGAAGACUCCAUCUUGUAUAUUAGCUGUUUUGAUGCCAAUGCUGGAAUAUUUGAGGCAAUGCUGACUCCAGAAGAUGCAGUACUGUCAGAUGAACUGAACCAUGCCUCCAUAAUUGAUGGCAUCCGCCUCUGCAAGGCCAUCAAGUACCGAUACAAGCACAUGGACCUGGAUGAUCUGGAGGCCAAACUGAAAGAAGCGCAGAAACACCGCCUGCGUCUCAUAGCUACAGAUGGAGUCUUCUCUAUGGACGGAGAUAUUGCUCCUCUACGUGACAUUUGUGGCCUGGCAAAGCGUUAUAAUGCUCUGGUGUUUAUAGAUGAAUGUCAUGCCACUGGCUUUAUGGGACCAAAUGGACGGGGCACAGAUGAGCUUCUUGGAGUGAUGGACCAAGUAACUAUUGUGAAUUCUACGCUUGGCAAGGCAUUGGGUGGAGCUGCAGGUGGGUACACAACAGGCCCAAAGCCUCUGAUUGACUUGCUGCGGCAGCGCUCCCGGCCAUAUCUUUUCUCCAAUACUCUUCCCCCAGCUGUGGUUGGCAGUGCCUCCAAAGCGCUUGACCUCUUGAUGGCAAGCAAUACAAUUGCCCAAUCGAUGACUGCUAAAACGGCACGGUUUCGCAACAAGAUGGCAGCUGCAGGUUUCACUAUAUCUGGAAACGACCAUCCUAUUUGUCCCGUGAUGCUUGGAGAUGCCAGACUAGCUGCAGCAAUAGCAGAUGAUAUGUUAGAAAGAGGUAUCUAUGUUAUUGGAUUUAGCUACCCUGUGGUGCCUAAGGGUAAAGCUCGCAUCAGAGUACAGAUUUCAGCAGCUCAUAGCGAUAAAGAUAUUGACAACUGUGUACAAGCAUUCACAGAGGUGGGCCGUAAACAUGGCGUAGUGCCAUAAGACAGUGGAAGAAACGGAGGACAUGACUGGUCAAUAUAAAGUUUCAUCUGGAAUGCCUAUCAUGCAGAUGCU
Messenger RNA from Nanorana parkeri, 1369 nucleotides. It is a transcript of the gene GCAT, whose product is annotated as glycine C-acetyltransferase. Gene Ontology annotation, biological process: L-threonine catabolic process; biosynthetic process. Lineage: Eukaryota; Metazoa; Chordata; Amphibia; Anura; Dicroglossidae. The transcript has 9 exons. The coding region runs from base 5 to 1297 and encodes 430 amino acids. The record is from RefSeq and is a predicted model, not a curated record. Gene Ontology annotation, molecular function: glycine C-acetyltransferase activity; pyridoxal phosphate binding.